Molecule: messenger RNA, 2168 nt
Organism: Agrilus planipennis (emerald ash borer)
Lineage: Eukaryota; Metazoa; Arthropoda; Insecta; Coleoptera; Buprestidae
Product: modular serine protease-like
Exons: 13
Coding region: 228-2144 (638 amino acids)
Biological process (GO): proteolysis; acrosome reaction
Molecular function (GO): serine-type endopeptidase activity; protein binding
Source: RefSeq, a predicted model, not a curated record
UUAAAAGACGAUAAACUUUUUACAUCAAACAAAACAUGUGAGAAUAAAAUAACCGAAGGCAAUUGGAAAUUCCGCGCCAACAGAAACUUGUUUUUAGUGUCUUUAUUACAAUAUCAAUAUAACGUGCAAGAUGUUUGUGAGGAAUAAAUUGUUUAUCAAAGACCUUUAGAUAAUGCGUUCCAAAAAUUAAUGUAGCGAAGUUUAAGAGAAAAUUUAGAAUUCGUAAAAUGAUUAGAAGCGGUAUAGUUUUUAUUACUUUUUGGACAGUUUUAGUGUCAAGGUCUUCGUCAGUUUAUAUUUACGAUAAAUACACAAUCGGAAAUUUGACAAGAUUCAAAAGACAAUCAGGAUGUACAGGAUCGUUUGAAUUCCAAUGUAGAUCAGGAGAGUGUAUCAGUGACGAUUAUUAUUGUGACGGAAAAGAAAAUUGCAGGGAUGGUUCAGAUGAAACUGAAGACUGCAAACAAAUUGCAUGCUUACCACAUUUCUUUAGAUGCGAAUACGGCGCUUGUAUAAAUGGAGAUUUCGAGUGCGAUGGGAAAACCGAUUGUAAGGAUAAUUCUGACGAAACUUCCCCCAAAUGUUUAAAAGUUUCACAGUGUGGGCCUAACAAAUUUCGCUGCAAUUCGGGUCAAUGCAUCAGUGAUUAUAACAGAUGCGAUGGAAAACCAGAUUGUUAUGAUAAAUCAGAUGAAACAUCUGAGGUCUGCAGAGAAUUAAACUGUCCCGGAUUUACCUUCAAAUGUGCAUAUGGUGCUUGCGUAGCUUUUACGUCAAAAUGUAAUGGUCGACGGGAUUGUGCCGAUGGUUCGGAUGAACAAGGUUGUAAAACUGUAGCAACCACAGUGACAAUACCUAAAGUCACCACUACUACAACCAAAAAGCCACCUAUAAUUGUCAAAGAUGGUUGUGUUCUCCCAGAUGUACCAUCAAAUGGUGGUUAUAAUGUCAGCGGCUUAUCAAGAUUUUCUGUUGGCGAUGUUGUAGGACACCUUACAAUUCUUCAAUAUUACUGUAACAGUGGUUACCAAUUAUAUCCAAACAGACUGUAUAUUGUCUGUAUGACGAAUGAUAGGUGGGAUAAAGAAUUUCCGGAUUGCAUGCGGAGAUGUCCUUCAUUAGCCCCUACAGAAUCUACAGAAGUUGUAUGCUCGUUGGGAAAUGACUCUAGCAAGAAAAUGUGUGAAAACCCCAUAGAAGGGACAAUCGCCACAUUUAAUUGUAGAGAAUUUUAUGAAAGAACGGAUUAUUUAAUCAAGACUACUAAAUGUCAAGGCGGCAGUUGGAAUAGUUAUUCGAUAGAAUGCACUCCAGCGUGUGGAAAAAGAGGAGGAAUUGGACAAACAAAUGUAGUGGGUGGAAAUAUAGCCCUCAAACACGACUUCCCUUGGCAUGUGGGAAUUUAUUUAUCAAGUGAUAAAACUCAUAUUUGCGGUGGAUCGAUUAUUUCAAGCAAGUUUAUUGUAACAGCUGCACAUUGUCUAACCAACUUGGAGACCGGAGAUUUAAAACCGACAUCAGAAUUUUUAGUCAAAGUAGGAAAACAUUAUAGAGAGUACGACGACCCCAGAGAUUCAAAAUACACUCAAAACACAAUUAUAAAAAGUAUUUCUAAACACAGAAGUUACAGAGGUCAAACCCAAAAUCACCAAGCUGAUCUAGCCAUUAUAGAACUCCAAGAACCGCUUAAAUGGACAAAGUACGUCCAACCUAUUUGCAUAAAUUGGGACCCAAAGUAUGGAAACAACGACUUAGGCAGUGACAGUGGACUUGUUGUGGGUUGGGGUUUCACAGCGGAAACCGGAGCGCCAGCCGAUGAGCUUAAAGUUUUAGAAGUUCCGCAUAUUAAUUUUGAAAAGUGUUAUGCAUCAGUACCCGAUCAAUUCAAACCUUUCGUUACCCCCGACAAAAUUUGUGCAGGUUUUCAAAAAAAUGGUCAAAGUGUAUGUAAUGGAGAUAGUGGAGGAGGGCUAGUUUUCAAAAAACAGUAUGGUUAUUUUGGUCUACGUUACAUACUAAGAGGUAUUGUUAGUGUUUCUCCGAAGUCCAACGUUACAAACGGUUGCGAUUCGAAUAGCUUCGCCGGUUACACAGACUUAACAGUAGAGGAAUAUAUAAGAUACAUAAUAAUAACGAUUUCAUGAUAAUAAAUGACUGUUAACACUUUU